AAAGUAAUUACAUUUCUUUACCCUACACAGACACAUACACACACAAACAUUAAAAAAUUCAUUGAUCUGCUCUGCAUUUUAAAGUGUUCUAGUUAUAAGUGUUACCAUGGAAGAAGGCGGUAGCAAACUUAAGGCUGGCAAGAGCUUGCAAUCUUGUUGCAAGUAUCACUGGUUGGGUAAAGUGACAUUUUUAAUACCAAUCGCUCUAUUACCAUUGCUAAUCCAUGGCUAUAUAGAUAAUUCGCCGGAAUUCAAGUGCUUGUACUUAGUCUGCAAUAUGGCUUUAUUUUGGAUAACUGAAGCCAUACCUCUAUAUCUAACGUCAUUAUUUCCUGUGAUAUUUUUGCCACUGUUUGGUAUUUUGAGCUCUGACCAAGUUUGCCGCUUGUUCUUCUCCGACACUGUGGUCAUGUUUCUGGGCGGUCUACUGAUUGCUUUGGCUAUAGAAUAUUGUAAUCUACAUCAGCGCAUAGCACUUCGAACAAUAUUAGUUGUGGGUUGUAGUCCAAGGCGUCUUCACUUUGGCUUGGUCAUGGUAACUUGUUUCAUAUCACUUUGGAUCUCAAAUUCAGCCGCCACAGCCAUGAUGUGUCCCAUUGUAAAGGCUGUACUCAAUGAAAUGAAUUCGCAAAAUAUUUUUCAAGUAUAUAUGACACAAGAGGAGGAACCCAUGGAGGAGGGCGAUCCACCGCAUCCUUCAAUUAUAUCCUUGGCCUUCUAUUUUGGUAUUGCUUACGCCUCAACCAUCGGCGGUUGUGGUACUCUGAUUGGCACUGGUACAAAUCUCACCUUUAAGGGUCUAUAUGAUACACGCUUUCCUCAGUCUAAGGAGAAAAUUGAUUUUCCCAUAUUUAUGGCCUAUUCGUUUCCCAUUGUCGUGCUGGUCAAUAUUCUCUUAGUCUAUCUUAGUUUGCAGGUUACCCAUAUGGGUCUAUUUCGGCCUAACAGUAAGGUAGGCCAAGAGGUUAAACGUGGAGCUCAAGGCCAAAAUGUGGUCAAGGAUAUGAUUAAGGAGCGUCAUAAGGAAUUGGGACCAAUGACGUGCCAUGAGAUACAAGUUGCCAUAAUGUUCUUUCUAAUGGUUGUGCUGUUAUUCACACGACAACCUGGAUUUGUUUCUGGCUGGGGAGAUUUAUUGAAUGCCAAACAAAUAGGCAGUGCUCCGCCAGUUUGGUUGCCUGUGAUUCUGCUCUUCGCCUUGCCCACUCAGUAUACAUUCUUUAAAUAUUGCUGCGGUAAAGCUCCUUUUACGGGUCGUACCCUAGAUGCUUGCCUAUCUUGGGUCUAUAUACACAAGAACACUCCUUUCGGUUUAUGCUUUCUACUGGGUGGCGGUUUUGCUUUGGCCGAGGGCAGCAAAGUGAGUGGAAUGGCCAAAAUGUUGGGUGAUUCCAUGAAAUUCGUUUCGUCUAUGCCAGCAAUUGUGGUUCAAGCCAUUUGCAUUAUAAUGGGCUUAUUUUGUACGGCCUUUAGUUCAAAUGUGGCCAUCUGUAAUAUUCUCAUACCCAUUUUCUGUGAAAUGGCCUUGGCGGUUAAGAUGCAUCCAUUGCUAUUGACUUUGCCGCCGUCAUUGGCCAUCAGUAUGGCUUAUCAUUUGCCAGUUAGCACACCACCGAAUGCCAUUAUAUCAGGCUAUGCUGCGAUCAAGACAAAAUAUAUGGCCGUGGCGGGCAUACUUCCAACUUUUUGGGCUCUUGUCCUGUUGGUAUUGAAUACGGCCACUUGGGGAAAAUUAAUUUUUCCAGCUACCUCAGAAUUUCCAAAUUGGGCCUUUGCAAAUAAUACAGAAAGAGAUCUACCAUCGUACGACGAUUUGCAAUGAUCUAAUCUUAUUAAAUUUAAAAGAGAUAUAUCAUGAAAUCAUAAUGAUUUUUGUACAACAACCUAGUAAA
Drosophila willistoni is the source of this 1892-nucleotide messenger RNA. RefSeq names its product protein I'm not dead yet 2. NCBI's taxonomy places the organism in Eukaryota, Metazoa, Arthropoda, Insecta, Diptera, Drosophilidae. Gene Ontology annotation, molecular function: citrate transmembrane transporter activity; succinate transmembrane transporter activity. Gene Ontology annotation, cellular component: membrane. The coding region runs from base 107 to 1822 and encodes 571 amino acids. The record is from RefSeq and is a predicted model, not a curated record. The transcript is spliced from 13 exons. Gene Ontology annotation, biological process: monoatomic anion transmembrane transport; citrate transport.